Messenger RNA from Jatropha curcas, 3421 nucleotides. It is a transcript of the gene CHUP1, whose product is annotated as Hydroxyproline-rich glycoprotein family protein. NCBI's taxonomy places the organism in Eukaryota, Viridiplantae, Streptophyta, Magnoliopsida, Malpighiales, Euphorbiaceae. Gene Ontology annotation, cellular component: chloroplast outer membrane. Gene Ontology annotation, biological process: chloroplast relocation. The record is from RefSeq and is a predicted model, not a curated record.
GGCUGCAGUUUACUUCCUUUCUCUAUCCAAAACUUGCUAUUCUGGUUCUUCUGCUUCUUCUUCCUCCUCUUUCGGAGAUGAUUAAUCGUCAAAUUGAAGCUUCUCUCUCGCGUAACUUCAGCUAUUCACGGUUAGGCCGGUGAUGGCUCGAAUACUCGGUUAUGGAGUUAGGAAGAAAUGGAUAAAGUGUUUUGGAGUUUAUUUGUAUCAAUAAAUGAAUGGAAGGUUAAGAUUCUGCUAUCAACAAUACCUACAUGAUAGUCAGAGUAGGCUUCCUGGUUGCUGCUUCAAUUGCAGCCUAUUCAGUUAAGCAGCUUAAUAUCCGAUCAUCCACUCGUCAAGUCAAGCCUUCAGAAAAUGGUGAAGCAAGUGCUGAGGAUAAUCGAAUCAAGGGGAAAGACAAGGAGCACUUUACAUAUUCUGAUGAUAGACUCAAAAAUAAGGAUGGGGAGGAAGAAGAAGAGGAAGAAGAGGUCAAACUGAUAAGUAGUGUAUUUAACCAGUCUCGUGGUAUUGCUCCUGACACUGAAGAUGAAGAUCUUUUACCUGAAUUUGAAGAUCUUCUUUCUGGGGAGAUUGAAUAUCCAUUACCUGGAGACAAGAUUGACAAGACAGAGAAAGCCAAAAUUUAUGAAAGCGAGAUGGCAAGCAAUGCAAGUGAAUUGGAACGUUUGCGCAACCUAGUAAAGGAAUUGGAGGAAAGAGAGGUUAAACUUGAAGGCGAAUUGCUUGAGUACUACGGAUUAAAGGAGCAAGAAUCAGACAUAACCGAAUUACAAAGGCAGCUCAAGAUCAAGACAGUUGAGAUUGACAUGUUGAAUAUUACUAUUAACUCCUUGCAAGCUGAGAGGAAGAAGCUUCAAGAAGAAAUUGCACAAGGUGCAUCGGCCAAGAAGGAAUUGGAGGUGGCACGGAACAAAUUAAAGGAGCUGCAGAGGCAAAUUCAGCUAGAUGCUAACCAGACAAAAGGCCAAUUGUUGUUGCUUAAACAGCAAGUGUCUGGUCUUCAGUCUAAAGAGGAAGAAGCCAUCAAGAAAGAUCUUGAGCUUGAGAAGAAACUGAAGGCUGUGAAGGAGUUAGAGGUGGAAGUUGUGGAACUUAGGAGGAAGAAUAAAGAGCUUCAGAUUGAAAAGAGGGAGUUGACUGUUAAGCUGGAUGCUGCUCAAGCUAAUAUAGUAGCCCUUUCCAAUAUGACAGAGAAUGAAAUGGUUGCCAAGGCAAGGGAGGAGGUAAAUAAUUUAAAGCAUGCUAAUGAAGAUCUAUCAAAGCAAGUGGAAGGACUUCAAAUGAACAGGUUUAGUGAAGUUGAAGAACUAGUGUACCUUCGUUGGGUCAAUGCAUGCUUGAGGUAUGAGCUCCGGAACUACCAAGUACCUCCAGGAAAAAUUUCAGCACGUGAUCUCAACAAAAAUCUGAGCCCCAAGUCCCAAGAGAGGGCUAAACAACUAAUGUUAGACUAUGCAGGAUCAGAACGUGGACAAGGAGACACAGAUCUUGAAAGCAACUUUUCUCACCCAUCUUCUCCUGGAAGUGAGGAAUUUGACAAUGCUUCCAUUGAUAGCUCUGCUAGCAGAUACAGUAGUCUCAGUAAGAAAACCAGUUUGAUUCAAAAACUCAAGAAAUGGGGCAAAAGCAAAGAUGAUUUGAGUGCUCUUUCAUCCCCGUCCAGAUCUUUUUCUGGAGGCUCUCCAAGAAACCUUCGACCCAGGGGUCCACUGGAAGCCUUGAUGUUGAGGAAUGCUGGUGAAACUGUAGCUAUCACUUCAUUUGGGAAGGCAGAGCAAGAUAUACCUGAUUCUCCUGAAACUCCUUCAAAUCUUCCACAUAUAAGAACACAGGUUUCCGCUGGUGGCUCUCUAAAUUCUGUUGCUUCAUCAUUCCAAUUAAUGUCUAAAUCAGUUGAAGGGGUUCUUGAUGAGAAGUAUCCUGCCUAUAAAGACCGGCAUAAGUUGGCCUUGGAGAGGGAGAAGCAAAUUAAAGAGAAGGCAGAGCAAGCAAGAGUGGCAAGGUUUGGGGACAAUUCAAAUUUUGAUUCCAGAGCUAAGGGUGGGAGAGAUAAGUCUGUAAGCUUGCCAUCACAGCUUGCUCAAAUAAAAGAGAAACCUGUUGUUUAUGGUGAUUCAAAUGACCAAUCUAAUGAUGCUAAGACUGUUGAUUCUCAAACAAUAAGCAAGAUGAAGCUUGCUGAAUUUGAGAAGAGGCCUCCUAGGCAGCCUAGGCCACCUCCUAAACCAUCUGGUGUUGCUCCAGUUGGUGCAAAUACCACUCCUUCAAGUGGAGUGCCGCCACCACCUCCUCCACCAGGUGCACCACUACCACCACCACCACUGGGUGGACCACCUCGUCCUCCUCCUCCACCUGGAAGCUUGCCAAGAGGGGCAGGAAGUGGUGAUAAAGUUCACAGAGCUCCUGAACUAGUUGAAUUCUAUCAGACAUUGAUGAAACGAGAAGCAAAGAAGGAUACACCAUCUUUGAUUUCUUCAACAUCUAAUGCAUCUGAUGCUAGGAGCAACAUGAUUGGGGAGAUUGAGAACAGAUCAUCAUUCCUCUUAGCUGUAAAAGCUGAUGUAGAAACUCAAGGAGAUUUUGUUCAGUCAUUGGCAACUGAAGUUCGAGCAGCUUCCUUUACAAACAUAGAUGAUUUGGUGGCCUUUGUAAAUUGGCUGGAUGAGGAACUCUCCUUCUUGGUUGAUGAACGGGCAGUUCUCAAGCACUUUGAUUGGCCUGAAAGUAAAGCUGAUGCAUUAAGAGAAGCAGCUUUUGAAUAUCAGGACCUGGUGAAAUUACAAAAGCAGGUCUCCUCUUUUGUUGAUGAUCCCAGCCUCUCAUGGGAAGCUGCUUUGAAAAAGAUGUACAAAUUGCUUGAGAAAGUGGAAAAUAGCGUAUACGCACUAUUACGUACAAGGGACAUGGCUGUUUCAAGAUACAGGGAGUUUGGGAUUCCAGUUGACUGGCUAUUAGAUUCAGGAGUUGUUGGCAAGAUUAAGCUCUCAUCUGUUCAGUUGGCCAAGAAGUACAUGAAACGUGUAGCAUCGGAGCUUGACGCAAUGAGUGGGCCUGAGAAGGAACCACAGAGAGAGUUUUUGCUUCUGCAAGGCGUUCGUUUUGCUUUCCGAGUUCACCAGUUUGCCGGAGGCUUCGAUGCAGAGAGCAUGAAGACUUUCGAAGAUUUGAGGAGCCGUGUACAUGCAGCAACAGGAGAGGACAAUAAGCUAGAAGGAUCGUAAUUCUUUUUUUUUUUUUUUUGGUGGAUUUUCUGUUGUAUAUUUUGUCUUCUCAAUUACGUGUUUUCAUAGAACAGUGUAUAUAUUCUGAUACACUUAUAAUCAGUCCAGUUAAACCUGAAAGAAAAGGAAAAGCUAGAAGGAAUACAAUUUGAUAACAGGUUUAGAUGCUCCAAAGGAAUUUUGCAUCAUCAAAA